Messenger RNA from Aspergillus wentii DTO 134E9, 921 nucleotides. RefSeq lists its product as uncharacterized. NCBI's taxonomy places the organism in Eukaryota, Fungi, Ascomycota, Eurotiomycetes, Eurotiales, Aspergillaceae. The transcript has 4 exons. The record is from RefSeq and is a predicted model, not a curated record. Bases 1 to 921 code for a protein of 306 amino acids.
AUGGCUCACUCCAAAGCUCCUGUCGUCACCGGUGUGGCUGUCGUUUUUGCCAUUCUCUCCUUUGUCGUGGUUACUUUGCGCAUUCUGUCGAGGAUUUUUAUCUUCCGCAAGGUUCGCUUGGAUGAUUAUCUCAUUAUAAUCGCCUCACUUCUCUCCUGGGGCUUCAUCGGCAUCGGCCUCGCCGCUGUCCACAAUGGCCUCGGCCACCACAUGUCUGACAUCGACCUGGCCGACUUCCAAACCUAUCUCAAGAUCAUCUACGUCAGCUCGACCUUCUACCUGUCCUGUCUGGGCUUCGUCAAAUGCUCCGUUCUCGUCUUCUACACGCAUCUCGAGAAUGCCACCCUCACCCGGCUGUCGUACAUCAUGCUCGGGGUGAUUGUCUGCCAGGCCGGAUCAUUCGUGAUUGUGGCUAUCUUCCAGUGCAAUCCUAUCCGUAAAGCGUGGUCUCCAACCACACUGGGGAGCUGUGUAGAGAUCAACGUGUUUUAUAUGGCGAAUGCGGCGUUGAAUAUCUGCACCGAUGUCAUCACGUACGCUCUACCCAUGAAGGUCAUCAUGCAACUCGACAUAUCCCGUCGACAGAAGAUUGGUAUCCUCAUCAUUCUCUGCUUUGGUCUUUUCGCCUGCAUCGCCUCCAUCAUCCGCAUCACCUACAUCCCCGCCAUGCUCUCCUCCCCCGACGUAACCUACGUCAUCAGCGACGCCAUGUACUGGUCCAUCAUCGAGACCAACACGGGUAUCCUGGCUGCAUCGAUGCCGUGCUUCAAGGCCAUCUUUGCACGCUUCCUGCCGCGACUGCUGGGCUCAUCGAGAGGGUGCAAAGAGGAUGAUGCCUCUGAUGCCACGCAGAGCCUGCGUCCGGAUCCGUGGAGUCAGCCGGAUUUACCGUUGCCAGAGUUGCCCAAGGCGAGGGAUUAG